AUGGAGAAAGCCCUGUCACCUCUAGAUUUGAAGUGGGAGCGUAGAAGGAGUAAAAGCCAAAAGCACGUGCUGCGUCCGGAGUCUUUAGAGGGGACAGAUGAGGAGGACCCUGUCAGUGCCUUGGAGUGGGACCCUUUGUCAACCGACUAUUUACUAGUGUCUAACCUUCAUAACGGCAUCCGGCUGGUGGACAGCGAGGCCUUGGCCUGCAUCACGUCGUUCUGCUUCCCCUCAGCUGCCGCGUCCGUGCAGUGUUUGGCCUGGGUCCCGUCUGCGCCCGGCAUGUUCAUCACCGGAGACUCGCAGGUCGGCGUGCUGAGAGUGUGGAACGUGUCUCGCUCGACUCCGCUGGACAGUUUUCCAAUGAUAAAAAGUAGAUUUUCUGUGUAUCUGCUGUCUAAAAGCCCUCUUCUCUCUGCAGCUCAGAGCUCCUGCUCCCCCAGUAAGAGUCAGUACACCAGUUCCACCAGUGAGGCGGUCCCUCCCCCGACCCUGUCGCAGAACCGCUCCUUCUCUCUGCCUCCGGGCCACGCCGUCUGCUGCUUCAUGGACGGAGGCGUGGGGCUCUACGACAUGGGAGCCAAGAAGUGGGACUUCCUGCGAGACUUGGGUCACGUAGAAACCAUCUUCGACUGCAAAUUUAAGCCCGAUGAUCCCAACCUGCUCGCCACGGCCAGCUUCGAUGGAACCAUCAAGAUCUGGGACACAAACACUCUGACAGCUGUUUACACCUCGCCCGGAAACGAAGGAGUGGUCUACUCCCUGUCCUGGGCUCCGGGAGACCUGAACUGCAUCGCGGGGGCGACGUCCCGUAACGGAGCAUUCAUCUGGGACGUCAGGAAAGGAAAGAUCAUCACUCGCUUCAACGAGCACGGUAAAAACGGCAUUUUCUGCAUUUCCUGGAGCCACAAGGAUUCAAAGCGGAUCGCCACCUGCAGCGGAGACGGAUUCUGCAUCAUCCGGACCAUCGACGGUAAAAUCCUGCACAAGUACAAACACCCCGCCGCUGUGUUCGGCUGCGACUGGAGCCAGAACAACAAGGACAUGAUAGCGACGGGCUGCGAGGACAAGAACGUGCGCGUGUACUACCUCGCCACGAGCUCGGACCAGCCUCUGAAGGUGUUCACGGGGCACCUGGCCAAGGUGUUCCACGUUCGCUGGUCACCCCUCAGAGAGGGCAUCCUGUGCUCCGGCUCGGACGAUGGGCCGCUGCUCUGUGGAAAAGUAUCCAGAGACAUCAAGCAGGAGCUGGACAAGCUGAGCUUCGACAUCAGAGCCAAGAAGCUUCGCUGGUUCUCUGAAUGCUUUUCGCCUCCAGGUGGCAGCAGUAACCUGUGGGACCUGGUGUCAGUGAUUAACGGCCAGGACGACUCGCUGCUCCCAGCCAGCUACAGCAAAGGAGUGAUGCACAUGAAGCACCUGCUCAAGUUUAAAACCUCUGAAGCUCAGGAGCUGACCAUCGUGAAGAUGUCCAAAUUCGGAGGAGGAAUCGGAGCGCCGAGCAAAGAGGAGCGUCUGAAGGAAGCCGCAGAUAUCCAUCUGAGGCUGGGACAGACCCAACGAUACUGUGAGCUGAUGGUGGAGCUGGGACAGUGGGAGAAAGCGUUGUCUGUGGCGCCGGGAGUCUCCAUGAAGUACUGGAAGAAGCUCAUGCAGAGGAGAGCAGACCAGCUGAUGGCCGAGGAUAAUGACGACGCCAUCCCGUACUGCGUCGCCACGGGAGACAUCAAAAAACUGGUGACGUUCUUCAGUGGGAGAGGACAGCUGCUGGAGGCCUUACUGAUCGCACAGAAUAUGCUGCUGUUAUCACGCAGUCCUCAUGUCCACACUCACAGCAAACGUGCUUCCUGUCCGUCUGUCUCCAACAGCCCCCCGUCAGACUGUCAAAGAGACGAGUUCAGCUGCCUGCAGAGGAGAAUCCAGCCGAGCCACAAAGGUGCGUUGCUCCUCUGCGGUGCUGACUACGUGACGGGCUCCAACCUGCCGAGUCACUCAGACCUCCAGCUGUCCUGCUUCACCGGGCAGAGAAUACAGGGUCCGGUGUUUUUGCUGGAGGACAAUAAAUCAGCCAUCUCACUCAACGAUGCUUUAAUGUGGGCGAAGGUCAACCCCUUCUCCCCGCUGGGGACGGGACUCCGCAUCAACCCCUUUUAACACACACGAAGAAGAGGAAGACGUCACGGCGGCGAUGAGACAGAAACCAGCGGCUGAAGCUCAAACACUUUUUGCCAACUGCAGCUUCAGAGAAGCUCAAAGCUUUUGUAGAUUUUGAUAUUGGUCAGCUGUGACGUGAUGAGAAUGUAGCCAACCAAUCGUGCUUCAUGUGAGGAGCACUGGUGUUGAAUGUGUCGUACUGGGUAGGACUCCCACUUCCCACAAUGUGAUCAUGUACAUACAGGGUAUAAAUCUGAGGUCUUCUACUGUACAAAGAAAGCACUGGAAUAAAGACACCACUGAGUA
Molecule: messenger RNA, 2460 nt
Organism: Neolamprologus brichardi
Lineage: Eukaryota; Metazoa; Chordata; Actinopteri; Cichliformes; Cichlidae
Source: RefSeq, a predicted model, not a curated record